Messenger RNA from Penaeus vannamei (Pacific white shrimp), 1971 nucleotides. Its product is annotated as proton-coupled amino acid transporter-like protein pathetic. Gene Ontology annotation, biological process: amino acid transmembrane transport. NCBI's taxonomy places the organism in Eukaryota, Metazoa, Arthropoda, Malacostraca, Decapoda, Penaeidae. Gene Ontology annotation, molecular function: L-amino acid transmembrane transporter activity. The record is from RefSeq and is a predicted model, not a curated record.
GUUUGGCUCUCAUUGUGCACUCAGUAUCGGCUGGACUUCUGUCCACUUCGUCAGCGAACCUCACCGCUGGUUCUUGUCUUCGUCUGACUGUCUGUCUGCCUUGACGUGUCUAUUUGCAAGGACAUUGCUUGGCGUCACUUGGAUUAACAUUUUUGUCUUUAACUUUCCUUUAUUUUACUCUUGAUUUCCCUUCAUCCUUUCAUUUGCAUUGUACAUAUUAUCCCCCUUUCCCUGUAUCCCAAUAUCUUUGGUGCAUUCCGUGAUUAAAGAAAAAAUUAUGAUCUGAGACAACCCGAGUAUCAAGAGAGUGAAAACGAAGCAGAUCGCUCGUUUUAUCAGUGUUCCAAGGAGAGCUGAAAAAGGACGCAGCCAGCAUGGAGACGAAGGCUGAGAACAGCACUGAGAACCGCCCUAGUGUAUACGCCAUCACUGCUGCGGUAGACAUACAAGAGCAGGACCACAGUAGCGGCCAAGACCUCAAUGAUGUUAGGAGAGACAUCAAUGACCCCAAACGACCUUAUAGUUCGUCGGAUGACCUCAGUGUACGGGAUAUUAGCAACCCGACCACGGACUGCGAGACGAUGGUGCACGUGCUGAAGGGCAACAUCGGCACCGGCCUCCUGGCGAUGCCCGAGGCCUUCAUGAACGCCGGCCUGUGGGUGGGCUUCUUCGGCAUACCCGUCAUGGGCGUCAUUUGCGUCCACUGCAUGCACGUCCUGCUCAAGUGUUCCAAGGAGCUUUGCCGGCGGGCCAAGGUAUCGGCUCUCAGCUACGAGGAGUCGGCUGAGAUGGCCUUCAAGCUCGGGCCAGGAAAGUGCCCCAAGUACGCCACGGCCGUGGGCUACAUCAUCACGACGUUCCUGCUCAUAACACAAAUUGGCUUCUGCUGCGUCUACUUCGUGUUCAUCCCGCAGAACAUCAUGCAGGCAUUAGAGUGCAUGGUUGGCGGCUCCGGCAUCUCUCAGCUGGGAUACAUGGCCAUAUUCAUUCUUCCCAUUCUUCUUAUCUGCUACAUCCCGCAUCUCAAGUACCUCGCCCCGGUGUCCCUGGUGGCGGGGGUGAUCCAGACGGCAGGCCUGAUCAUCUGCUUCUACUACAUGGUCCGCGACCUUCCCGAAAUCUCCGAGGAGAUCCCAGGCUGGGCCGGAUGGUCGAAGCUGCCGCUGUACUUCGGCUCCGCGAUCUACGCCUUCGAAGGCAUCGGGCUGGUCCUUCCCCUGGAGAACAAGAUGAGGACCCCCAAGUCCUUCCGGGGCUUCACUGGCGUCCUCAACACGGCCAUGAUGUGCGUCAUCAUCCUCUACGCUGCGAUGGGCUUCUUCGGUUACCUCCAGUACGGGAGCAAGGUUGAGGGAUCUAUCACCCUGAAUCUGCCGCCGAACGAAGGCCUGGCUCAGUCGGUGAAGAUCCUGAUGGCGGUCGCCGUAUACCUGACGUACCCCCUGCAGAUGUACGUGCCCUUCGAGCUCCUGACGCCCUCGCUCAGGAACCGUUUCGACAGCCCCAGAAACAAGUUCCUGGCGGAGUAUGCCUUGAGGACAUGUCUGGUGCUGCUCACUUUUGUCCUCGCCGCUGCGAUCCCCAACAUCGGCCUCUUCAUUUCGCUCGUGGGCGCCGUCAGCAGCUCCACUCUGGCCCUUAUCUUCCCGCCAGUCAUUGAGGUCGUGACCUUCUGGCCCGACAGAGGGCCCUACAACUGGCGCAUCAUCAAGUGCACACUUAUCGCUCUCUUCGGAAUCAUCGGCUUCAUCACUGGCACCAUCAGCAGUGUCCAAGCCAUCGUCGACUUCUUCGUCAAUGGGCAAGAGGGACCCGAUUUCAGCUGUUAACAUGGGUGGAGGCCUGAAGAGGAUAUUUUGUGAACACCGACCGCUGUUUUCUUUUUCUUUUCUUUUGUGUCUGAUGGACUGAGAGAGAGAGAGAGAGAGAAGAGAGAGAGAGAGAGAGAGAGAGAGAGAGAGAAGAGAGAGA